Molecule: messenger RNA, 1560 nt
Organism: Epithele typhae
Lineage: Eukaryota; Fungi; Basidiomycota; Agaricomycetes; Polyporales; Epitheliaceae
Product: cytochrome P450
Exons: 9
Coding region: 1-1560 (519 amino acids)
Molecular function (GO): monooxygenase activity; iron ion binding; heme binding
Source: RefSeq, a predicted model, not a curated record
AUGGCCCCCUCUGUGACCGCCAUCUCACUCGUUCUCGCGGCACUCGUCCUCGUCGCCCUACGCCGCAAGAAGCGGACCAGUAACCUGCCUUUACCACCAGGCCCUCCCCCCCUUCCACUCAUAGGCAAUGCGCUCGACAUGCCCAAGGUUGGCAAGCCAGUAGCGUUCCGUGAUCUGUGCGCAAAAUAUGGGGACAUUGUACAUCUAGAAAUCUUCGGGAAACCCAUGAUCGUCCUCGGUUCACAUGAGGCCGCCAUGGACCUCUUCGAGAAGCGUUCGGCGAACUACUCGGACAGGACCAAGAACCCCAUGAUUGACAUUGCCGGCUUUGCGUGGGCGAUGCCCGUGCAGCCGUAUGGUCCGUGGUGGCGCCGUCACCGCCGCGCUGUGCACCAGUACUUCAACGCUAAUGCCGUCGCGAAGUACGCGGCCUUCCAGAAGCUUGAGUCUCAUCGCCUCGUCCGACGCCUCAUUGAAAACCCGCAGGACUUCCUCAAACACAUCCGGCGCUACUUUGGCUCUUCUAUCAUGCGAGUCACGUACGGGAUUGAGGUCGACGAUGACCCGGUGGACUACCUCACGAUGGCGGGUGACGUCAUGACGAUUGUCGCGGUAGUGUUCAAUCCCGGAAGGUAUCUCGUAGAGGUCCUCCCGUGGCUACGGCAUGUGCCGACGUGGAUGCCCGGUGCGGCCUUCAAGCGGGACGGGGUCAUGUGGACGGAGAUGGCCAACAAGCUCAUCACGAUUCCCUGGAAGGCGACGGUGGCUGCCGUGCGCGCUGGGGUUGCGCGACCGUCUAUGGCCGCAGAACUUAUCGAGCGCUCGGAGAUGAAGCCUGAUGCAGACCCGGAGGAGGAAGAUGAGAUCAACCGGAAUUCCGCCGCGGUCGCAUACGCUGCUGGAGCAGACACCACGCUCUCCACAGUAGAGACGUUCUUCCUGGCCAUGACAAUGUACCCCGAGGUCCAGAAACGAGCGCACGUGGAGCUCAUGUCCGUGGUCGGUCCCCAUCGCCUUCCUGAGAAGGAAGAUGAACCGUCGCUGCAUUACAUUCAAGCCCUCGCGAAGGAGUGUCUGCGUUGGCGGCCGGUCGUCCCGCUCGGCAUUCCUCAUCGGUCCCUGCAAGACGACGAGUAUAAGGGUUACUUCAUCCCGGCCGGGUCUCUCGUGUUUGCCAAUGUCUGGGCUUACUUGCAAGACGAGAAGGUCUACCCGGAGCCGGAUAGGUUCAUGCCCGAGCGGUUCCUCAAGGACGGGAGACUCGACCCCACAGUUCGCGAUCCAGCGACGAUCGCCUUCGGAUACGGCCGAAGAAUCUGCCCCGGAAUGCAUUUCGCCGAAACGUCGCUGUUCAUGGUGGUCGCCACCGUCCUGCACACUCUGAACAUCUCUGCUCCCCUGGGCGCCGAUGGGAAGCCCAUCGAGGCUUCUGGCAAGAUGAGCGACGGGCUGCUAGCGUACCCCGAGCCGUUCGGAUGCGCAAUCCAGUCGGCCUCCGCGGAAACCGAGGCCCUCAUCCGUGCGAGUUGCAUCGAGCCCAGCAGUCUGACGAUAUCCUAG